This is a messenger RNA of Mitosporidium daphniae, 537 nucleotides long. RefSeq lists its product as uncharacterized. The record is from RefSeq and is a predicted model, not a curated record. The coding region runs from base 1 to 537 and encodes 178 amino acids. NCBI's taxonomy places the organism in Eukaryota, Fungi, Microsporidia. The transcript has 2 exons.
AUGCCUCUAACCUGCUUUGUUUCGGAGCUUAUUGCGACAUAUCAUUCGCAGCGGAUUCACCGUGGAAAUAUUAAUUUUGGUGCCAGAAACUCGGCAAUCGAUGCUCUUGUUUCUAAAUGUGAAGCAAUUGUCCGCUCUUACGAUAUGGCUCUUGAACAGCGUGCAAAAGACGACCUUCUUUCCAAAGCCUCUAAAAAGAAAAAGAAAGAUCUUUCUGACUCGGCCCCGAUCGUUGAUAAAGACGGAUUUACCACAGUUGUUCACAAAAGGGGUCGAAACAUUGCUGCAUCUCUUGAUUCCGCACCAACACUCUGCACUCAUAGCACCAAUGAUUGUCUUUUCGCUUUCUACGACCCAUCCAGUGUCAAACCAGUGGAGGGACUGGAUAAAUACCAGGACCCUGCUAUUAUCCCAAAUUUUUAUCGAAGGGACCGGAAAACCAAGAAUUUUGAAGAAAUUCGACAGUUGAGAGAUCUGUUCAACAAGGAUCGCAAACGUAUCGCUGAGCAGCGUAUGAAGCGAUCGGCCCUUAAAUAA